Sphaerulina musiva SO2202 is the source of this 3499-nucleotide messenger RNA. RefSeq lists its product as uncharacterized. Bases 1 to 3423 code for a protein of 1140 amino acids. The transcript is spliced from 2 exons. Gene Ontology annotation, cellular component: cytosol; proteasome regulatory particle, base subcomplex; nucleus. Gene Ontology annotation, molecular function: polyubiquitin modification-dependent protein binding. Lineage: Eukaryota; Fungi; Ascomycota; Dothideomycetes; Mycosphaerellales; Mycosphaerellaceae. Gene Ontology annotation, biological process: proteasome-mediated ubiquitin-dependent protein catabolic process. The record is from RefSeq and is a predicted model, not a curated record.
AUGCUUCCAGAGCCUACACCACUUGCAACAGCCACAAUCCAGAGUUCUAUCGAGCAAAAUUCGCCGACUUCCCAACAUGGCUUUCUCCACGACGACCAACCCGCAGUCGCUCUGUCACCAGCCAAUGCAGAGACGACUAGCGGAGAAGAGCAGUCAGCGCUUGACGCUGCGCUCGCAGCAUCAUUGCAGGAAAGAGCAGAAGACGGCGCAGUCAGCGCGAGCUCUGUCAAGCGGUUGAGCGCGAGGGCUACGCCUUCGCCGCCGGCGCGCAAUCGAGUCUUGGAAUAUGAACAAGCGUCUACACCGCCUGUCAGGAAGAGAGAAGGACCUGCAUUUGAGGUCAUCAAGAAACCUCGAAAUCCCGGGGACAAGAGCUCUCCUAUUCAGGACCUCCCAAAUGAGGUCCUGACCCACGCUUUGGCCCGACUUGCUCCCAACGAUCUUGCAUGCGUCUCGCUUGUCUCAAAGCGCUUUCACAGCCUAGUUACAGGACCUCACGCGUGGCGAACAGCGUUCUCACAUUUCUUCCCCGGGUCAGAUUCUAUCAAUUGCGAUCUACUUGAAAAUGACAGCGAUUCUCAGGCUGUGGUCAAGUCCGAGAGGCGUGCUUUUACGCGUCUUACGCCUUUGGCAUCAUGGCGAAGCGAGUACAUUAUGCGAACAAGGCUGCUGCGAUCCUUGUCUCGCGGUAAGCCGAUGCAGGCGGCCAAUUCCCAUGCCACUCGAACCCAAACCGUUGCUCCGACCGUCAUGUACAAUUCGCAGCUCUACACUACCAUUAACCAUAUUCACGCCACAUUCGGAUCUGUGACAAACAAAAAGCUGCCCCGCUUUGCGCAUGGAGCGGACGAGUUUGGGACUGCUACCAGUAGCGAUCCCAACGCUGCGAAAGUUGAUAGCUGGGGUCUCACAGAUCCGCAAAUUUUUCCACAGUUCGCCGAUCGGUUUCCAGGGGAUGCGCAAUAUGGGCUCGGUCCUGGCGAGGUGGUGGGACUGCCCAACUCUAUGGACGUCAGUCAGCCGUAUGGCAUGAUUGUUGGUGAAGGCGCCCCUGGAGGCAUGGUCUAUUACCGUUCUACCGAGGAAAUGCGCGGCCGCUUUUUGACUCCUACUUCUGCGGUGACUGCCCAUGAGCUUGGAAUCCCGAGGAUUGCAUCGAACAAUGAAGCCGUCACUGCAGUGUGGAUCGCGAAAUCUGCUGCUGUUCCCAGUCUCACAGACGGCCUGAUCGGGCUCUUCUCUGGAUCUUCACUUGGUGUGCUCACGGCAUAUAGCCUUGGUGCCUCAAGCAGUGGCAGCACUCGUAAUCAGAGAUACAGUCGUGGCGAAACGACGGCUCGCUGGGUGCUUAGUCCUGGUGUGCCAAUCAUUCAGAUCGCCGUCGACAACGAGCACACCUUGAAUCGCAUGGCACAGAACCGAAUAUGGGUUGUUGUGCUGAACGCUCUGGGUGAAGUUUUCUAUCUGACCAAAUCUCCCAAGCGGCCGCAUCUCGACCGUGGUUCCCGACUCGAUGACGAGGCUAUUGAGCGGAUGGCAUGGCAGACUGGGCGCACUGUUUAUUGGAACACCGUCGAACCAAGCAGACGUAUUGCUAAAGUGGACCCGUACGCCGAUGGGAGCGUCGAUGGUAGCUACUCGCCGCGCUCUUCUUGGAAUGGCAUGUGCCUGAGCACUGGUCAAAUCUCAGCUGAGACCCAAGAAAUUGAGGCCUUCAUGCGACGCAAGCCCAAAGACUUUCAGCGCUUAUGCGCGGGCUGGGACAUGCGCCGCGUGCUUGAGGUCGACUUUGCUGGUGAUGACGGCAAUAAUGCGGGCGAGAACAUCGUGGUAUUCGGAUGCGCAAGGGAGGAAGGCAGUAUUGCCAGCGUGAGGCGCUACAGUCGUCUUCGCGUUCAAGACCGUGCUGCCUCGCAAACGGUUCCGCCACCAAACCUGACUUCUGCCAUCACAGAGGCCUCCACGCCGCCAUCUAUGUUUGGUGGUUCCCCAUCGCCCAUCACAAACCCUGCUACGGGCCUUUCUCUGGGGCUGCUGAGCACCUCUCUUGCCCACGAUGAGUUUGAUGGAGCUACCACACCUAGGCCCAUGGCUGAAGAGUGGCGGACUACCGAUUAUUCCAUGGGCGGGAUCAAGCAUGUCGAGAUUUUAGCCACGACAAUUGAUCGAUCGACCUUCGCUACCCAAACCGCUUCCGAAGACCCCCUACUUGGCUUCUCCGGCAGAUCUGCAGCCUCGUCGCCUUCAUACACGCCGAUGAUAGCUCCCGACUCUGCUGUAUCUUCAUCAGACGUACCGGGUCAGCGUGCUCGUAUGUUCGCCAUUGGCACCAAACUUGGCACUGUUAUCGUAUGGGAUAUGCGUGCCUCUAUUGCACGAUCAGUGGACACGACGAACACCAUUGAUCCAUCUCGCAUCAUACAUACGGAUUCCCCUGAAAUAUCUUGCCUAGCCCUCUCCUCUUUGUGCCUUGUGCAUGGCGGGAAUGAUGGUCUCGUGCAAGCUUGGGACGUGCUCGCAUCGGAAGUGCAGCCUAUCCGUACGCUUAACUCAAAGUUCUCUUCCCGGGCGCGUCGCAGGCUGCUCCAAGCUCAGGCUAGUCCUCAAGGUGUUGGCAUCAAUCUGUUCGCGGCAGGCGCCAUCUAUCUCGACCCAGAUCCCACCAUACUACGCGGUAUUGUGUCUCUUGGCACGCACUUGCUGUACUGGGCUUAUAGCUCCUCUGCUGCAGACCAAUACAAGUCGAACAAACGCCGGCUUCGCCGAUCCGAACGAGGAAGCAAUGCGGCCACGGAGCGCUUUUCAGGCGCCAUGCGUAGCAACCUCAACAACUACAUCGAGUCCGAGAAGUUCGAGCUUCAUCGUGAGAAGGAGCAACGUAACAAGGAGUCCCAACGGAUCGCUGGUCGUUUUGGCACAGAUCUACUUGAUGGAAGUGAAGAAGAGAUGAUUGCUUAUGCUGCAAUGUUGAGUCAAGAAGCAUUUGAGCGAGACCAUGCUCGUCGAGCUUCUGAUACCAGUGUCUCGAACAGUAUCGCAGCUAGUAGCGUUGAUCGCAGCGUCGCGGCUACUCCAGCGCAAAGCCCUUCUCCGCACCGGCCAACACCCAAAACGGAAGAUGAGCUUGAUGCAGACAUUGCUGAAGCAAUUCGGCAGAGCCUGGCCACCUCGCCGCCUGCGGGUUAUGAAAUUCCUAUCAGACAUGCGAAGCCGAAGAACAAGCGUGCACCAUCUGCUCAAGAGUCUCCUAAGCCGUCGCCGGCAUUGGCGGGCUCUAGUCAAGCAGCUGAACUGAGCGAUCUGGACUUUGCCAUUCAGUUAAGCCUGGCAGAAGAGCAGAGCAAGCAGGCUGCUGGCGAUGAGGAUGCGUUUCCAGGAUUACCGGGGGCCAGUGGAAAGGGCAAAGGGAAGAAAGUGAUGUGAUGGUUUAAUUGAGCAUCGGCUUCCGAGUGUUGAGACGGGUAUUGGGUUCGUAGGUAGGUAGGUACAUGUAGUGUUG